AUGCCUCCACGAUUGAACGUAAAAUGCUUCACGCGGUCGAUGCCGCUGAGGCCCCAGCCCCGCCUGCAAUGGUCCGUCCGCCCUGCUACACGAUUUUCGGUGUCGCAAUAUCGCUCAUAUUCCGACUCGAAAACAUCUGGAGCGAACGACCGAUCAGCAAAGGUCGAUGCGAAGCCAGAAGACCAUGUUUCACAAGAGGCAGCGAAGACAGCGGAGAUCAUGGGCGAACAGGGCCCAGAUCUGAGUCGCGGCACACCAGUCGAGGAUAUUGUGAAAAAUGACAAAGACGCGCAAGAAAAGCUCCCAAAAGUCAUGAAGGACAAGCUGAAGGCCAAUGCCAACGCUGCCCCCAAAGGAUCGCGAUCAUACUCGACUAUGACGACACAAACCAGCAGCCAGGGCCUUGACAUGGGUCUUGUGGAUGUCCAGUCCGCCGCAAAGCUACCGCAAAUACCUGGCCUCAAGUUCGAGAUGCCUACAUUGCCUCUGCCAAAGGAUGGUCACGUCAAGCGCCGGUAUGAUCCUGUGGUCGAGCAGGUCACGAAUCUGCUCAUGCGUCAUGGUGAGAAGAGUGUAGCCCAGUCGAACAUGGCACGUAUCCUUCAACAUCUACGAACAUCGCCAAUUCCAACCAUUAACCCCGCAAAGCCCCUCCUUCCUGGUGCCCCCCCGCCAUCGCACUUGCCCCUCAAUCCGAUCCUAUACCUUACACUUGCGAUCGAUUCAGUUGCGCCUCUGAUGCGCAUUCGAAGUCAAAGGGGUGCUGCCGGUGGUGGUGUUGCUCUACAAAUUCCCGUACCCAUGCAUCUAAGACAGCGCAGGCGAACGGCUAUCGAAUGGAUCAUGUCCAACGCAUCGAAGAGAAGGAAUGUGGGCAGUGGAAAGGGCAGCUUCGCGCAGCGCAUUGCACAGGAGCUGAUCGCUGUAGUCGAAGGGCGGAGUACUGUCUGGGACAGGCGCAACGCUCUCCACAAGUUGGGCGUGGCUGCUCGUGCCAACAUUGUCCUGCCUAAGAAGAGAUAGAUCUUGACCUCACACAGCUUUUUUUUUAAUUGUACAUUAAAUGGGUGGAAAAGCGGGUGGCUUCUGGAAAAGGUGUUAACAAGUCACGUGUAAUCUGCAAGCAUCUAUUUCUCUGUUGAAUGGCAA
Messenger RNA from Parastagonospora nodorum SN15, 1149 nucleotides. RefSeq lists its product as hypothetical. The record is from RefSeq and is a predicted model, not a curated record. NCBI's taxonomy places the organism in Eukaryota, Fungi, Ascomycota, Dothideomycetes, Pleosporales, Phaeosphaeriaceae. Gene Ontology annotation, molecular function: rRNA binding; structural constituent of ribosome; mRNA binding. Gene Ontology annotation, cellular component: ribosome. Gene Ontology annotation, biological process: ribosomal small subunit assembly; translation. The transcript is spliced from 3 exons. Bases 1 to 1023 code for a protein of 340 amino acids.